AUGGACGCCCAACCCCCGACCAACCACGCCGUCGUCUUCUUCGACGGCUUCCAGGCCCUGGACGCCUUUGGUCCGCUCGACGUUUUAAACCUGCUCUCUCUCAAGGCCCAGCACAGGAUCUCACUUUCCGUCCUCCGCCCCCAGGAAGGCGCAGUGCCGACGCUCGCGCCGGGAUUGGGCCUGACCAUCGGCCAGUCGGUCCUGCCAACGCACUCGUUUGCCAAUGCUCCGCCCGAAAUCGAGGUCCUCCUGGUCCCAGGGGCGCUGGGAACGCGUGACACAAAGGCCACGCAGCCGGUCGUCGAUCUUGUCCGGAAAAUAUUCCCCAAGCUGCGCUUCCUGCUGACCGUGUGCACCGGGGCGGCGCUCGCAGCAAGGACGGGAGUCCUGAGCAGCAAGAGGGCCACGUCGAACAAGCUCGCCCUCGAAUGGGUCGUCUCACAGGAUCCCGGCAACGACGUGCGGUGGGUGCGACGCGCACGAUGGGUGCAGGACGGCAACGUGUGGACGGCGUCGGGCGUGUCGGCCGGCAUGGACAUGAUGUAUGCCUUUGUGGCCGCGCACUAUGGCGAAGACGUUGCUGCCAGUAUUGCGGCGACGGCUGAGUACACUCGCAAUACACACCCGACCAACGACCCGUUCUCGUUCUGA
Molecule: messenger RNA, 651 nt
Organism: Metarhizium acridum CQMa 102
Lineage: Eukaryota; Fungi; Ascomycota; Sordariomycetes; Hypocreales; Clavicipitaceae
Biological process (GO): regulation of DNA-templated transcription
Source: RefSeq, a predicted model, not a curated record